Messenger RNA from Acanthopagrus latus (yellowfin seabream), 1981 nucleotides. RefSeq names its product galactosamine (N-acetyl)-6-sulfatase (gene galns). Bases 87 to 1667 code for a protein of 526 amino acids. Gene Ontology annotation, molecular function: arylsulfatase activity; N-acetylgalactosamine-6-sulfatase activity. NCBI's taxonomy places the organism in Eukaryota, Metazoa, Chordata, Actinopteri, Spariformes, Sparidae. The transcript has 14 exons. The record is from RefSeq and is a predicted model, not a curated record.
AUGCGCAAACACUGCGCCGAAUGUCCGAAUGAAGGCAAAACAAACCACUUCCUCGAAGUUGAUGCUCAUAUGACUGCAGCAUAGAAAUGGCAGUGCUGCAGUGCUCUCAAACUCUCAUUCUGUUUUCGGCAAUAAUAUGUUGUGCCUUGACGGGAGAGCCGGGGGAUGUUUUACCUCCAAACAUCAUCAUCUUGCUCAUGGAUGACAUGGGUUGGGGGGACUUGGGGGUGUUUGGCCAGCCAUCCAAAGAGACCCCCAACCUGGAUGCCAUGGCUGCUCAGGGCAUGCUGUUUCCAAAUUUCUACACUGCCAACCCACUCUGUUCCCCAUCCAGAGCUGCACUUCUCACCGGGAGGCUGCCUGUCAGAAAUGGUUUCUACACCACAAACGCUCAUGCCAGAAACGCAUAUACACCACAGGAGAUAAUGGGAGGAAUCUCCAAGGAUGAGAUUUUGUUACCCCAGAUGCUGACAAAAAUGGACUACGUCAGCAAGAUCGUUGGAAAGUGGCAUCUGGGCCACAGACCGCAGUAUCUGCCUCUGAAGAAGGGCUUUGAUCAGUGGUUUGGUUCUCCAAACUGCCACUUUGGCCCUUACAACAACUCUUUUAGACCCAAUAUCCCCGUCUACAAGAACGGGGAGAUGGUGGGCAGAUUCUAUGAGGAGUUUAAGAUUGACAGGAAGACUGGAGAGUCCAACCUCACACAGAUCUACCUGGAGGAAGCCUUGAUGUUCAUAAACGUUCAGGCCGUGAUGAAGCGGCCCUUCUUCCUCUACUGGGCGGCGGACGCCACUCACGCCCCCGUCUACGCCUCCAAACCAUUCCUUGGGAAGAGUCAGCGAGGCCGGUACGGUGAUGCGGUGAUGGAGCUAGACGACAGCAUCGGCCGGCUUUUGAAGGUUCUGCGGUUGCUUAACAUAGAAAACAACACUUUCGUCUUCUUUACCUCUGACAACGGCGCUGCUCUUUCGUCAGGCCCACAUGAAAGUGGCAGCAACGGGCCGUUCCUCUGCGGGAAGGAGACCACUUUUGAAGGGGGCAUGAGGGAGCCGGCCAUUGCCUGGUGGCCCGGACACAUCAAAGGGGGCACGGUAAGUUUCCAGCUGGCCAAUGUGAUGGACCUGUUCACCACCAGUCUCGCUCUGGCCGGCAUCAGCCCUCCCAGUAACACAAUCCUUGAUGGGCUGGACCUGACACCAGUCCUGCUAAAUCAGGACCCAGGAGAACUCCAAAACAGGCCAAUCUUCUAUUACCGCGGGAAUGAGCUGAUGGCUGUGAGGCUCGGACAAUACAAAGCACACUACUGGACCUGGAGCAACUCGUGGGAGCAGUUUAAGACCGGCAUCAACUUCUGUCCCGGUCAAGAGGUCCCUGGAGUGACCACUCAUAUACAGAAGGAGCACACAAUGCAGCCAAUCAUUUUCCACCUGGGACGGGAUCCUGGGGAAAAGUUCCCCAUCAGUGUUUUGUCAGAGGAGUACCAGGAUGCUUUGAGCAGGAUCUCUCCGGUUGUGGAGCAGCAUAAGAAGACUCUGAUGCCCGGUGUUCCCCAGCUCAACAUGUGUGAUGUAGCUGUGAUGAACUGGGCCCCCGAAGGCUGUGAGAGCUUGGGAAAGUGUCUCACUGUGCCCAAGUCUGCGCCAUGGAAGUGUGACUGGCCACACUGAGAGCGAAAAAUAUGAGGCGGCGGAACCUGAAGGUGUGCCUUCCUGCAGAACAACAACCAAAAGAUGUCUUGUCUUUGUAAAGUGCUUUAUGUUCAGUGUUAAGGAAAAGGGCAUUAUGUUGGUAUGACAACAUUUCAUCCAGUAUGAACAUUGCUUUUUUGCAGCUGUGAUUUUAACAAGUCAACACAACUUUUUUACCUGGUCUGGAAAAUGAAUUUUCAGUCACGAGUCAUGUGAGUGAUGUCGGCCAGAUAGCAAAAUGUAAUUAUUGUGAUUGUGCCUGAAGAAAUAAACUAUGCCAUGUUGGAUUAUGG